This is a messenger RNA of Linum trigynum, 3706 nucleotides long. The record is from the annotation of a GenBank genome assembly. NCBI's taxonomy places the organism in Eukaryota, Viridiplantae, Streptophyta, Magnoliopsida, Malpighiales, Linaceae.
UGGAUUAGAAGAGCAAGCAAAGUUAGUCUCAGAAGAACUGGGGACUGAUUAUUUGUGGAAGGAAACUGAUUUUCGGGCUGCAACCAAAGAGGAUGAGAAAAGGAUCCAAUCAGCUUUGGAUAUGGAGGAAUCCAUUCCAGGAAAUUGUGAUUGGGCUGUGAAGCUGGGGAUCAAUCUUUUCUACAGUGCUAAUCUUAGCUGGUCGCCGCUUUAUAGUAAGCAGAUGGCAUACAAUUCUGUGAUCUACAAUGCAUUUGGUCGUGCAUCUCCUGUAAGCUCACCUAAGAAGUCUACUAAUAAUGUUUCUGGACGGUCCGGCAAGCAGAGAAAAAUGAUGGUAGGUAAAUGGUGUGGCAGAGUUUGGAUGUCAAAUCAAGUGCAUCCCUUUAUAGCAAAGUGGGAUUCCCAGUAUCCUGAUCAGGAAGAGAAGGUUGAGGUACAAGAAACACAUGUCCUGCAAAGAGAAACCACAAGAGUCUCUGUCAAAUCUGGGAAGAGAAAGAAACCUCCAACAGCAAAGAAGCCCUCAGUUAUGAAAGUUGUGCCCAUGGAGACUGAGGCUGCUGCUUCAGACGGUUUAGGUGUUUCUCAUAAGCAGAUUAGGAGGCUAAACAGCCGGAAGAGAACUGGAGGACCUCGAAGAGAAGUAUCAGCAGACAAUUCUGUGGAGGAGCAUGAUGAGAGCUUGCACAGAAAAAAGAUAGCAACAGCUAUUGUGAAUGAAGAUAUUGAUUCUGAUGAUUCUCUACAUCAGUACAAGAACACUAGAAGUGAGCAAGCCAAACAUUUCGACUGUGAAAAACAUUCAGGAUUCUAUGAAACAGCACGGAAAGCUCCCAAAAAGCAACUGAGAACACCUAGAGUCAGUCAGACCAAAUAUGUCGAGAAAGAAUCAGAAGCUUCAGACGAUUCAUUAUUACAAGAGAACAACAUUUUUCAAUGGCAUGGAAGAGUUCCUAGAAGUAAUAUGCAAAUGAAAUUAUUGGAGAGAGAGCAGCCAGGUUUUGGAGCUCCACUAGAAGAAGAGAGUUCUCAGAAGUCUCAUAAGGUCUAUCAAAGGAGAAAAGGCAAAUGCGCAGAAAAGGAAGAUGCAGCAGCAGCUCCAAGCGAGAUGACAGAAAGUAUUAUCUCUCAUAGGCAGAACAGUUACAGCAGGAUUCCUGAGGAAGCUGUGUUUGAUGAUGAUAAUGAUUCUCUAGAUGGUGUUCAGUGGCGCACUACAAGCGUCUCUGAAGUGGAGAGAGGACCCAGAUCUUCUGAGAGGGAAGAUGCUAUGUCUGAUGAUGCUUCAAACUACAAUGAUCGAAGGGCUAUUAUGCUUCGGGGCAAAGAUCCCAUAUUUGAUUCCACAGAAGAUCUCGUAGUUUCAGAUGAUCCACUUUACAAUGAGGAUGCCCAUCAAAGAACCAUUCCUAGAGGCAACAAAAGGGCCAAAGUUACAGAAGAAAGACAACAUGACUUUACAAGGAAGACUCCAAGAGGUAAUAAGCGAACCAAAUUUAUCAAAGGAGAGAUGGAGGAUGAUGUGGUUCCAGAUGAUUUGGUAGGAGAAAGGUAUAACCAGCAGCAGCAAGGGAGAUCUCUUAGAAGCAAGCAGCAGAGGAAACCUGUAGCGACCCUUAGCCAGAUGAAAAGCCAAACUCCACAACAGUUGAGAAGUGGGAAGAAGCCAAUGCAGAAAGAGACUCUUCCUCUUUCAGUGACACAGCAGAAGAGGCAUUUUAAGGAUGAUGAUGAAUCUGACCAGGAAGGCGGGCCUAGCACACGCCUGAGGAAAAGGCCAUCAAAAUCUACCCCUCAAGUGUCUGGAACUAAUAAAUCUAACAAGGAGAAGCAGGGAGGUAGUAGUAGCAGGAUCAAAGUGAUGAAGUAUUCUACUCCAGCUGCUGGUGGACGCAGCAAGAGUGUGAAGGUGAAAGAGAUGGAAGCACAAUACCAGUGUGAUAUUGAUGGAUGCACCAUGAGUUUUGGGUCAAAGCAAGAGCUUAAUGUCCACAAAAGGAACAUUUGCCCAGUGAAGGGAUGUGGGAAGGUGUUCUUCUCGCAUAAGUAUCUGGUGCAGCAUAGGAGAGUUCAUGUGGACGACAGGCCACUUAAGUGCCCAUGGAAGGGGUGCAAGAUGUCAUUCAAGUGGGCUUGGGCUAGAACCGAGCACAUCAGGGUUCACACAGGUGCACGCCCGUAUGUGUGUGCAGAAGAAGGAUGCGGCCAAACGUUCAGAUUUGUGUCAGAUUUCAGCCGUCACAAGAGAAAGACUGGUCAUAUAGGCAGGAAGGACAGCGAGUAAAUUCGUGGAUAACAGGAAGUAGGGAAAGCUUAACAUUUGCUAAUGGAAGAAACUGUUGUAGCAUUGAGAAGGUCUAGAUCUAGGGGUGUAGCAUUGAGAAGGUCUAGAGCUAGGGGUUUUUUCAUUGCUUAUCGUUAGAUUCAUUCUGAGAUAUCAACAUAACCAUUGGAUAUUUUGAUAGAUAAUAUUGAGCGAUUGCAUUGAACCUUUAGUAUUAACCCUUGUCCACAUUAAAAAAAAAAACCCCUUGUCCAAGUCUUUAACCGGAGGUAAGGCAUUGGGGCUUGUGAUUGUUUUUUUAUAGGUAUUGUUAGGGUUGGGCAAUGGGGUUGGGUGAAUUUUGGUCUGACCUACUCGCUUACUAGCGAGUUGGAAUAAUUGUGACCCGCAAUUCAGUCACAUAUUUUUGUGAGUUGGAUUGGGUGGGUGGCGGAUGGGUAUGGUUGGGUAGUGUGUCAAUCGGCAGAAGCAAUUCUCCAACUAACCAUUAAGAAAAUUGACUAACAUUUAUAAUAAGUUCAUAGUAAAUUAGUAAGAUUGUAUCAACAAUUUGUGAUUUUGAUACAAUUAAUUAUUUAUACUUUGCAUCCCAAUAUUUAAUGGAUAUUAAUAAUUUGCAUACCAAUAAUAGUAGUCAAAACAUUCUUUAUUCUCCACCUUUUGAAGUAUACAGUCAGAGUGUAGUGCAGUUCGUAAAUAUCAAUGUUGUCAAAAGCGAACUGGAGUAUGACCUGAUAAUGUGAACGACUCAGUUUUUAACGGUCUAACCGGUAGUAAACCGUUUAAAAGCCGUUAGAAAAUCGGUACCUAAUAAAAAACCAGUAUAAAAGUGGACACUUCUUAAUCAUGGUAAACCAUGACAAAAAUAGUAAAUUACACUCUUAACAAUUCCAAAACAUGCAAGCUGGGAGCGGGGAGCGGCUACAGGGGCUGGGGAUGGCGAUGAUGGCAACGAGAAGUGACGAUGGAGCAAAGAGUUGCUACUAAAAGAGGGUCGGGGACGUAGACUGGCGAUGGUGAGCAGGGAGCUGCUACGCUGACUAGGGAUGGCGACGAUGUCGACAAGAAGUCAGGACCGGAUGUGUUGACGGUGGCAGGGUUUGGGACCGCUCUUCUCCCUCUGUUCACGAAGAGUCGAAGUCGAAAACUGAAUUAGAAUUAGGGUUUCUUUCCCAGGGCCACGAUUUUGCCUUUCAUUUUCAAUUUUUUAUUUUCUUUUUCAAUUUUUCUUAUUAAACAGAACGACUGAAAGGGGAAAACCGAGCGACAGGUUCAAGCGGCUCGAGCGAUUAACCGCCUCGGCCGCUCCAUAAAACCGAAGCGGCUAAAUGACUGGCCUGAACCGGUUUGCACCGGGUGGUGACUUUAGCGGUCCGGCCGGCCGGCUCGGUCCGGUCUUAAUAACAGUGGUAAAUAUGA